UUCAAGCACUUAUUAUUUAUUAUUAGUUGGGUUCUACGCCAGGUCGCGUCGGAUUGCUACGUUCGACUGUUUUUCGGGCUUUCUUUACAAUAGUCCAUAGUGUUAUAAAUAAAAUAAUAUGAACCGUGCAUUUCAAUAAGUGUUCGUCAUCUAAAAUUAGUGCCGUAGUGAUUGUGAUGGCCAGAAGUGAUAUAUGUUAAUGUAAUAAAUGAUUGUGUUUUAAUUUCGACACUAGAAUGUAUCGAGUAAUUCUACUUUUGUGGGCACAUGUUAUUGUGCAAGGAUCUAGCGAGGUUAUGCUUGAACCGAACAUGACGACAUUUAUGCGAACAGUGGACGGUUUUUCUAAUCAGUUAUUAGGUGUGACUUCCGGAAAAAUCGUGAUAACCGGAAACAACACUCUUCACCUAACCAAUUUCUCCUUCGAUGGUAAAGUGUCCGACGCCCAUUUUAUAGUCGGCAAAGGCACAGUUUCCGAAAACGGAACUUUCGUACCUUUCUCUGAAAGUUCCGACAAUCUUCCGCCAUUAGACAACGAAGACAUCGACUUAACUCUGCCUAAUAAUCUAACAGUCAUUGAUAUCGAUUGGUUGGCAAUUUUUUCUCCAACGACCCAGGAAAACCUAGGCUUUGUAUUGCUAACAAAAACUGUACAGUCAUCACCUCAAACUUUCAGCUUCGACAAUGAUGUUAUUUCCGGUCCUGUAUUAUUACUCGAUAAAAAGACACUCUUUAUCCCGAAUUUUCGCUACAAAGGCGAUCACAAAAAUGUGCGCUUUUGGGUGGGCAAUGGCAGCGAACCGUCCUCGGACGGAAUCGCUCUGUCAGACGAGAAAAACUCUUCGGAAAGUCUUGGGCCAUAUCAGGGACAAAAUGUGAAGCUUCAUUUACCAGAAAGUCUGUCAACUGACAAUAUCGACUAUUUGGCUGUUUGGUCAAUCGACGAGGCAGUUAGUCUAGGCUAUGUUCCCAUCAAAGGAGUUAGCGAAGCGCCAGAAGUUGAACAGGAAACAAAAAGAUUAAGUGAAGGGAACUUCGAAGUGAUAGUACCAAAGUGUUGCUCCUCUUCAGCUGUAAUGACCAGUCGCGGAUGUGAGGAAAAGGGUCGCUUACAAAUAUUUGUACCAAACUUUAACAUCUACGAACACAAUGCAACACAUUUCAGGAAUGAAUCUCUGGACCUAAACAAGGUGGAUUUUAAAAUAUACGAUUCCACAAUGAAGUGUCCUGCUGGAAAAUUUCCUUUAGACCAGUCAAGUGAAGAAUUCGCUCUACUGAUUAAUGGCUCUUUACUUAUUAAGGGGGCAGCCGGGAAAGGCAUAUGGUCACAGGAAAACUUUUGUUUAGACAACGUCGUAGAUGAGAGUAAUGUAACACAAAUGAGAAUUUUUGUAUGCGUCCCGGAAGUCCAAAUACAGAAAGCAAUGUGCUACACUUACAUAACUUUCACAAUUAUCUCGAUGCUUUGCCUUGCUGCUACUUUCUUCAUAUACUUCUUCUUGUCACAUAUAGAAGAUGCCCACAGAAUCCUGUUUACUGCUUAUGUUUUUGAUAUGGCUAUGGUUUUUAUUUCCUUGACUGUAGUUCAAGUGGGACAUGUGGAAGGCAGUGGAUGUUCAGUUUGUGGUUUUAUUUUCCAGUUCUUCAUGGUUUCGUCUUUUGUAAUGUUGGCCAUUUUAUGUGUAGACAUUUGCAUCAUUAUUAAGUACAUUGACAACAAUAUUAAACCACGAAAACGGAAAGUUUGGUCACUUGGUGUUGGCUUUUUGGUUCCGUUAUUUUUCUUAAUCAUCUCAUUAAUUCGAAAUCUCACACCAGAUGUACCAAACUCGUUUUUCAAACCUCAAUAUCAAACUAAUGCCUGCUACUUUGAAGCUGAAGACCAAAGAGUUUCAAUUUUUUAUGUUCCUAUUAUUUUCUCAAUGAUCGUAAGUGGCAUUUCCCUGGGUGUGGCAAAAUACAUAAUCGUGCGAUACGACCGAUUAAGAUUAAACGAUUUCUUUUGGAUCGAAAACGGAACGAAAUACAAAUUCAUGUGGCGAAAACAUUUAUUGGUUCUUAUUAUAACGUCAACGUUACGGAUUUUUGAUCUAGUGCUUUAUUUAAGUUAUGGACAUGAUAGUAUGUUAUUAGUAGUUGAUAUAUUUGAGGCGACUCAAGGAAUUUUUAUUCUAUUACUAUUCGUUCUGAAUGAACAAACAAGAAAAGAGAUUCGAAAAAGUAUCGAAAAAAGGAGAAGAAGAAGACGGAAGCAUCAUCUAAACCAUUCAAAAGAAGAGGAACUUGUGAUGUCAAAGCCGACCUGAGUGCUUGAAAUCAUGGACAUUUUUUUUAACGUAAUUUUUGCUCUGACCCGAAUGGUCAAUUAGUUGCUAACAAGUUAAGAUGGAUGCUUAUAUUUAUUUUUUGAUUAUAGUUUACAUGUUCAGAUAUCGAUAGUAUAUCUUUUUUAUCGGAUUCUGUCAGAAAAAUAGUCUGAUAAAUAAGUAGGGCAUAACCAUAUAAUUUGCUGUAAAUAUGCGAUAUGCCAAUUUCACAGAAUUCGAUAAUAGUAUAUUUUGAUACGAGUUUUAUAAACGCAUUUUGUCGCACGCAAAUUUAGGGCACGACGAGCGCAGCGAGGAGUAUUUUUUCUACUUUCUACAGUAUUUUUUCUACUUCGCACUUUUUGUAGCAAAGAAAAUAAUUUCGAAAUUUAGGGAAUUUUGUGGCAGUUGACAACAUUUGCGCGCAGACAGUGAAAUAAUUUGGACCGUCUGUAUUCGCACAAAUGUAUUCGGAAAGUGUCCAAGACGUUUCGCAAUGUAGCCCUUAACAAAUACGGGCUUUUGUGGCAAAUACGUGGAAUUUGAAAAUUGGCCGAAGGAUAAUGAGAUCUCAAAUUACUUACUUGCACUGGCUUUUGAAGUUAUGUUUACAUUACUCGAAAGGUGUUCGAAAGGGCCGCAAAUCAGGACUGGUACAAAAGCCUCUAAAAGUUCGUAUUUGAUUAAUUUGAUUAAAUUAUGGACUUGAAACAUGUGCCGAUUGACACUGACAGUUCUCUCAGAUAACUGUCAAAAAACUAGAUUGUCAACAUUAUCUAACUAAAUUACCCUGGACUUUAGUGUAAUUAUUAUAGCACUCAGUUGGAUAUUGCGAUACCCAAAUCGAGUAUCGUAAUGAAUGACCUCAAUACGAAACCGAAGUAGAAAAAAUCUUGAACAAACCGUAGAUGUAAGAAUGCCACAACAGCCUUAGAUUAGUUAAAAUGGAUACUUAUAUUUAUUUUUUGAUUAUAGCUUACAUUUAAUGUGUUCCGCUACCGAUAGGUUUCUUUUUUUAUCGGAUUCUGUCAGAUGAGAGUUACCUUACAUAUUAUACAAAAAUAGUUUGGUAACUAAGUAAGGGCAUAUGAUUUGCUGUAAAUAUUUAUAAUGCUAUAUGCCAGUUUCACAGAAUUCGAUAAAAUCUUGAACAAACCGUAGAUGUAAGAAUGCCAUAACAGCCUUAAAUGUCAACUGACAUCUGCAGCUGUAAUAACCUAAUAACAUUCCUUAGUAUGUUAAUAGCUAGUGCAUCAGCUUUAUUAACAUAAUUCCUGAAUUUCAUACGUACUAUUCUACCUUUUCAUAAUGAAAUUUCCAUGGACAACAUGAGUGAUUUCAUCCAUAAAUAUUUCCACUUUGAACAAUUUGACACUUUGACUGACAUGUUUGUCACAUUUUAACUUUUUAAAGUAUUUCCUUACAAUUUCUUCAUCCAUGUUUGGUUUUCAUGUGCUUACGGUAGCGGAAAGAAAUAGUACCUAAAUUAGCUAUAAAAAUGUACUGCUGCAAACGGAGUUUCUACAGUAUUAAUUAAUUUUUUAUGUGCUUGUGAAAUACAUUGUUAUUUAAUUGUCGCUGCUUAAGUUUUUUUUUACUUUUACAAUUUUAUAUUGACAUGCAUAAAAGCCUGGCGACACUCAUUUCAUCAAAUCUUUCUGUUGUGAUGUAAAAAGCAAACCUACGGUAUCGACUUAAGUAAUGUUUUUUAAGCUUUUUACAUAAAAAACGUUAGUUUGUCUAUUAAAUUAUUAAUUAAUUAUUCAAAUAUAAUUCUAUUUAUUGUAAAUACAUUUAAUAUUUUAAUGUUUGUCCAACCUCUAACUACUUAACAAUUGGCAGUUAACAUAAGUAGGUGAAACCAGUAAUAUUCUGUUUUUCUAGUCCAUACCUGAUAAUAAACUAUAGGUGUAUAUGUCGUAGGCUAAUUGUAAAAUCAGGCGUAUUAUAAAAAGCCUAGUCGUAUUGUAAACACCUGGGUAAAUUGUAAAUGAAUGAAUAAAUGCAGGGUUUUUACAAUGCGACUAAAAUUUUUAGGCGUACUAUAAAAUGCCUAACAAGUUUUCGUCUUAAUGUAAAAUGGUUUUUAAUGUUGUUCACUUAGAAAAUGACUGAUUACAUUGAAUCAUUUUGUAAAAGAAUGAAAAAAAAUCAUCAAACAUUUUAUAAAAUUCCACCUUCUAUUGUAAUUAGGUAGUAGUUUAAUAAAAAAACAGUAAAAUUUCACCCCAAAUUUAAAAUUAUUCGUCGACAAAAAUCCUUUUAUAUCUCGAGAACUGUAAACAUUCUGAUAAGGCAAGUUGUUAUUUUCACUUAUUUUUCUGUUAUCACUGAUAUCACCCUCUGAUAUACCUAUUUUCACAACUAUAAAUUCACUCUAUAGUAUUUUGAUUUUGAGGUUAAUUUUUUUUUCUAUACUUAUCAUUUAUCACCAGAAUUUUUUUUAGUUCUUGAUCAUUUAUUAAUGAAGACAUUGCUUUCUGUGUCUUCCAGCAUUUUAAAACAAUAAUUUAUAACAAAAAUUUAUUGUUCAAAGCAUAAAUUUAACUAAUACUGACUUGCGCAUUAUAAUACGCCUAAAUAAUGCAGGUUCGUUUCAGUCGUAUUGUAAAAAAACCAUAGGUAUUUUACAAUAAGACGAAAACGGGUUAGGUGUUUUAUACGCCUGAAAGUUUCAGUCGCAUUAUAAAAAACCGACAUUUAUUCAUUCAUUUACAAUUUGCCCAGGCGUUUACAAUAUGACUACGCUUUUUAUAAUACGCCUAAUUUUACUAUUAGCCUACGACAUAUAUAAGCUGAGUCUGCUAAAGGUACUGCAAUUAGAUACCUACCUCAUAUUUUUCUCAAUGCAUGUGAAUUUAACAAAAAUCUACAAAUCGUUGUAAUAACAAUUAAAAAUAAUAGAAUGUUAAUUCGAAAUUUUGUUUUCUACUGUAAUGCUUAAAUGAUAUUUCAUGCAAAAAAUACGUAAAAAACUGUCACUAUAACCCAAAAAUUAUCAUUGUUUGAAUUUGUAUUUUUUACGUAUUUUUUGAACAAAUUUAAAUAUCGUUUGUUUUAAAUAACAAGAAAUAUUUUUGUGCAGCGAUUUAAUACUAAUUAAUCAAUUAAUUUUGAUUAUAGCAAAUGUAUAGAUGUAGUAUUGGAGAGCAAAUGGUGAUUUCUAUGUGAUUAUUACUUUUUUGGAUACAGUAAAUAUACUUUUAGCAGAUUAAGCUUUUUGUGUAAAGUGUUUACCAGUGUUAACGUCAUAAGUAUGUACAGAAUUUUCCAUUAUGAAGUAAGAAAUCGUUUGUGUUUGUUCGCAUUCUGAAUUAAUAAUUUUAAGUUUUAUACCUUUUUUAGUACUAUGUUUGUUACCCCUUUCUUGUUAUUUUUAUUUUGUACAUAAUAAACACAACCAAGUUUGUUAACCUUUAA
Molecule: messenger RNA, 5726 nt
Organism: Tribolium castaneum (red flour beetle)
Lineage: Eukaryota; Metazoa; Arthropoda; Insecta; Coleoptera; Tenebrionidae
Exons: 8
Coding region: 237-2306 (689 amino acids)
Biological process (GO): cell surface receptor signaling pathway
Cellular component (GO): membrane
Molecular function (GO): G protein-coupled receptor activity
Source: RefSeq, a predicted model, not a curated record